GAGGGGGAGGGGUUUGGGUUUGCGGGGUAUGAGAACACGCGGCUGCGGUGCUCGCGCGCUACACGUACACGCGCCUUGCUGCAGUUGGGGACCCAGAGCGGGUACAAUCAACCGAUAGAUCGACGCUCGGAACGGCAGGUACUACACGCACAUCAUCGCACGGAAAGAAAGAAAAGAAACACCGGGAUCAGCUGAAGACAUGCUCUCUAAAGUGAGCCACACGCUGGGCCGUGCGGCGCCUUCCCUGGCCCGCAGGACCCGCUUGGCGGUCCGCUCAGCCUCGACCGCCGCCUCCGCCCACAAGCGUGCUGAGCGGCCCCUGUCCUCCAGCGAGGUGUACGCCCGCGAGGAGAAGUACGGAGCACACAACUAUCACCCGCUGCCCGUUGCCCUGGAGAGGGGGGAAGGAACUCACGUGUGGGACGUUGAGGGCCGCAGGUACUUUGACUUCCUUAGCGCCUACAGCGCGGUCAACCAGGGUCACUGCCACCCCAAGAUCAUUGCGGCUCUCAAAGACCAGGCUUCCCGGUUGACCUUGACCUCCCGAGCCUUUUACAACAACGUCCUAGGGGAAUAUGAGGAAUUCAUCACCUCCAUUUUUGGCUACCAGAAAGUGCUUCCCAUGAACACCGGUGUCGAGGCCGGCGAGACCGCGUGCAAACUGGCUCGGAAAUGGGCAUACAAAGUCAAAGGGGUCCCCAAGUACAAAGCCAAGAUUAUUUUUGCACACGGGAAUUUCUGGGGACGCACGAUGGCGGCCGUUUCCAGCUCCACGGACCCCAGCAGCUACGACGGAUUCGGACCGUUCAUGCCUGGCUUUGAGCUCAUUCCGUACAACGACAUCCCCGCGCUGGAGCGUGCCUUUCAGGACCAGAAUGUGGCUGCCUUCAUGGUAGAGCCCAUCCAGGGUGAGGCGGGAGUGUUGGUGCCAGACGCAGGGUACCUGACCAGAGUGAGAGAACUGUGUACGCAGCACAAUGUGUUGUUCAUCGCAGACGAGGUGCAGACAGGGCUGGCGCGGACGGGCCGGAGGCUGGCCGUGGACCACGAGUCCGUGCAUCCGGACUUGGUGAUGCUGGGCAAGGCGCUAUCAGGAGGAGUUUACCCGGUGUCGGCAGUGCUGUGCGACGACGAGGUGAUGCUGACCAUCGGGCCCGGCGAACACGGCUCCACCUUCGGCGGGAACCCGCUGGCCUGCCGUGUGGCCAUCGCUGCCCUGGAGGUCCUGGAGGAGGAGCAGCUGGCGGAGAAUGCGGAGAAGAUGGGCCAGCUGCUGCGUGCCGAGCUCAUGAAGUUACCGAGUGACAUCGUCACCACCGUCAGGGGGAAGGGUCUUCUCAACGCCAUCGUCAUCAAGGAGACCAAAGAUUAUGAUGCUUGGAAGGUUUGUCUGCGUUUGAGGGACAACGGGCUGCUGGCCAAGCCCACUCACGGUGACAUCAUCAGACUAGCCCCGCCCCUCAUCAUCAAGGAGGACGAGGUCAGAGAAUGUGUGGACAUCAUCCAGAAGACCAUCCUGUCCUUCUGAACAUCUCACCCAAUGACCCACGCUUCCAUCACUUAAGAGUCGGCCUUAGAACCGCUUCCGUAUUCUACUUCCAUUGUUUGUUUUUUAAAAAUUUUAUUAUUAUUAUUUUUAAAUCCAGGUAGUAAUAUCAUUCGGAAGGAUUCUGUAAAGUAUCUUGCGAUGUAUUCAUUACUGCACCCUGUUAAUGUUUUAGAAUUCUUUACCCUUUAAAAGUGUACUUUAAUAUAGUGCAUUUUUAUUCCCAGAAUUAAUGGAAUGUUUUUCUUUUUUAGUCCUGCUGCAGGUGAAAGUUUUUACUCUUGUUACUGCAAAACAGUUUUUUUCCGUGUCUCAAUGUGGAAACGAAUGUCCGAAAAACCGAGGAGCGCUGGCAGAUGAAAGUUUCUAGUUUUUUUUUUUUUUUCUGGCAAAUCGGUUGAGAAAAACUCCGUCUUUGAUGUGAGUUUCGUUUUGUUGAGGUCUUUUUCACCGGAGACUUCCCUACGGGGGGGGGUAGCAGUAAGUGGAGCGAUUAGGAGUUCAGUGACACGUAAAGCUGUGAUUUAGGGCAACAGGGAUGCUGCGUUUUUAAAACUGCUCCGAGUGGCAUAGAGAAAGCGAACCUCGAUUCAUAGUAACGGGUUAUUUAUUCCCUCUGAUGGGGACUUGCUGUAUACUUGAGUUCCUCAAUGAACUACUGACCGGACGGUCUGCUGCACUGAAGGUUUGAGAACGCAGGGAGCCGAUCCGAUUGGUCAGUAGCUGGUCCUGCUCUCCACAGUAGAGACCGCAGAGUCCCAGGGGCAAAGUCUAGCCGAUGUACUUUUCUACCGCGGUUUCUCGAAUGUCCUCUCCUCUGGCCUCGCAAGCCCAGAGGAAUGAGCGUCUUUCCCGACAAACUGUUGUUUCGUAGAUGUUGACUCUCUUGUUUAUUUCUGCAAUGUAUUAAUGGUCCUCGACUGCCCUUUCACUCAAAAUCUGUUCUGUUGCUUGUCCUUGCUGCUUUGAACUAUAAUAUCUAUAGGAAAUAUAAUAAAUGGUUGGACAUUC
Messenger RNA from Scleropages formosus (Asian bonytongue), 2557 nucleotides. It is a transcript of the gene oat, whose product is annotated as ornithine aminotransferase. NCBI's taxonomy places the organism in Eukaryota, Metazoa, Chordata, Actinopteri, Osteoglossiformes, Osteoglossidae. The record is from RefSeq and is a predicted model, not a curated record. The transcript has 10 exons. Gene Ontology annotation, cellular component: cytoplasm. The coding region runs from base 200 to 1528 and encodes 442 amino acids. Gene Ontology annotation, molecular function: pyridoxal phosphate binding; L-ornithine transaminase activity; identical protein binding.